This is a messenger RNA of Bombina bombina (fire-bellied toad), 2979 nucleotides long. RefSeq names its product leucine rich repeat and sterile alpha motif containing 1 (gene LRSAM1). Lineage: Eukaryota; Metazoa; Chordata; Amphibia; Anura; Bombinatoridae. Gene Ontology annotation, molecular function: protein binding. The record is from RefSeq and is a predicted model, not a curated record. The transcript has 25 exons.
CGGAAGUAACCUAGCUGUUUUCAAUGGCUACAGUGAAUCUGCAUGUCGUCCCCUAGACAGCACCGUGACACAAUCUGGAGCUGCAGGAAUCCCUUUUUUAAAGAGGUUUUAAGCCAGCAAUGAUGUCUCUUUUCUUCCGUAAGCAUAAACAGAGCGGGGAGGCCAGAAAGCGGCUUGAAUAUCAGAUGUGUCUGGCCAAGGAAGCCGGAGCAGAUGAUAUUCUAGAUCUCUCAAAAUGUGAACUAUCUGAGAUUCCUGACGGGGCCUUUUCAACAUGUCGGGUUCUACAAAAGAAGGUGCUGAUUCUUCAUAGUAAUUUUUUAACACAGCUGGUGCCCAAAUCAUGCCAACUUCUAGACCUGGCAACAUUAAAGGUUUUAGAUCUCCAUGACAACCAGAUUACAUCACUUCCUGACAACAUUGGUCAGCUGACUUCCUUACGGGUACGGUGAGUGGAACGAAAUAAUCUCGGACACUUCCUGACUCUAUUGGUUGACCUGGUUCAGCUUCAGACCCUUAAUGUGAAAGGAAAUAAAUUAAAACAGCUUCCCCAGACGGUCGGAGGGCUAUGCAGCAUGCGCACCUUAAACAUCAGUGAAAACAGACUGCAGGAGUUACCAAAGGCGCUGGCCCAUAUCCGGACACUAGAGACACUGACUCUAGACAUGUCAGCCAUGACCUUCCCUCCGGAAGAUAUCUGCAAGCAAGGAACUGAGGCCAUCCAACAGUUCUUGUGCAAAGAGCUUGGCAUUGAAUACUGUGCUCCCUCCCAGUAUCUACUCAAUGUACUGGAGAACAACGAAGGAGACAGGCCAGACUGUGUGGAUGGGACGGUAUCGAUGCCAUAUAAAGAGGAUACAGAGUGGCAGAAAAAAUUCUCAGACUAUGAAAAGAGAAAGAACCAGAAAAUGCUGGAGAAACUAGAAUUUGAGCGACUGUUAAACUUGGAACAAAGAGAACAUGCUCAGAUGCUUAUACAGAAUAAUUCCCAGAAGGACGAGAUCCUACAGACUGUGAAAGAGGAGCAGUUCAGGAUGGAGAGGGGUCUGAACGAGCAUCAGCGCCAACUGCAGAGCGAGAGACAACGGCUGCAGGAACAGCUAAAGCAGAUGGAGAAAGGUAUCUCCAAACGCAUCAAAAAUCUGCUAGAGGAGAACCACAGACAGAAACAAAGUGCUUCUGUUCUGAAAUCCCUGGAGGAUGAGAGAAUAAGGAUGGAACAGCUGAUGGCAAUAACACAGGAAGAGAAUGACAACCUGCGGCGAAAGGAGGUGGCCUCGGCCAUGCAGCAAAUGUUGGCAGAAAGUUGCAAGAACAAAAUCCUGCAAAUGGCUUACGAGACUCGGCGUCAGGAGAUGGUUCUCCAGACAUGUUCCAGUUUGGCAGAGAUGGACCAGAAAUUACAGCAAAUCCAAGCAUGGCAGCAACUGGAUCAGAGUAAAGCGAUUAGUCAAAUCUUGCAAGAGUCCGAAAUCCAGAAAGCUGCAUUUGAGGCCCUGCAACUAAAGAAAGACUUGAUGCAUCGACAGAUCAGGGAGCAGAUUAAAAUGAUAGAAGUUGAGUUAUUGCAGCUGACUCAGCUGGAGGUAACGAGGAAAGAUCUCGACAACGAGGCACUGCAGGAGGUCAUCUCAGAGCAACGUCAGGCCCUCAGUGAGCUCCUUCAGCAGCUCCUGAAAGACAAGAAACAGAGGGAAGAAGAGCUGCUGGAUGUCUUGAGAGCUAUGGAAGCGAACAAUGAAGCGAAACAAGAAAAUUACUGGCUCAUCCAGUAUCAGCGUUUACUAAACCAGAAGCCACUGUCCCUCCGACUGCAGGAGGAAGGUUUGGAACAAGAGUUAGUAGAGUUGUUAAAGGAACUUUCUGCUGAGAAGUAUCUGCCAAUAUUCGCCCAUCAUCGGUUCUGUCUGGAAAUGCUAGAAAAGAUGACACCGAAUGACCUAAAGAAGAUUGGAGUUCAAGAAGUCGGACUACAGAUUUCCAUCAUUGAAAUGGUAAAGGAGAUCCAGAGACUGAAAAGAGAUCUUCCUAAGACUGUGGAUAAAUUUCGACUUGAGGAGCCUAGCAAACUUCCAGCAAACUUGCCCAGUCCAACGACUCCUACAGCACCCGUAGCGCAGAUGGAGGACAGACAGUCUGAGUGUGUGGUCUGCAUGGAACAAGAGUCUCAGAUCAUCUUCCUGACCUGCGGGCAUGUGUGUUGCUGCGCCCCCUGUGGAGAUGCUCUUCACUCCUGUCCUCUGUGCCGUGGCGAAAUUACCCAACGCAUACGGAUCUACCUCAGCACCUAAGAUAGCAAGACUGCAAGAGUGAGGAGAGCAUGUGGUAUUGCUGAAAACCAUGUGCCAUAACGUGAAGGAAAUGUUUAUUUAAUGGUAUCUGGGUUACUAUUUUCUGUACCCUUUGCUACUUGCAGAACUUCCUGUUUAGUAUCCCAGCACUGUGAAUAAGCGGUUGUAUAAAUGUCUGCUGAGUAUAGCCUUCUGAUACUGCUGGAUAUUUAGAUAAAAUAGAUUCUUUUGUGCGCUUGGCUGUCUCCCCUACCUGGUGUGGUCACAUAUUACAGUAAAUAUAGACACUAUAUGUGUCUGAAGAUGCACCUUCUGCACUUACUGAUGGCUGUGAGUCUGCACUCACGUCUCUCAUUAACUUGAUAUUGCAGUGAGUCUGCACUCACGUCUCUCAAUCAUUUAAUAUUGCUGUGAGUCUGCACUCACGUCUCCCAUUAACUUGAUAUUGCAGUGAGUCUGCACUCACGUCUCUCAAUUAUUUAAUAUUGCUGUGAGUCUGCACUCACGUCUCUCAAUCAUUUAAUAUUGCUGUGAGUCUGCAAUCUUGUGUAUAAUAUUCUAAACGCGACUGUGAGUCUGCUCCAUGUCUGAACUUAAUAUGGCUGUGAGUUUGCACUAGUGUCUAUUUAUUGUAUAAUAUUACACUUCUGUCCUUAAACAAUAAAAAUAUUUAUUUGUGAAAACAGAA